UAUGACUUGACUGGGCAGGCAGCCUGGAUGUUUCAUUCAGCUAUUAAUGUCAGUGUUUGCACAGACCCAUUCACACGGUGUCUGCAGACACAUCCUUGGCUUUUCUUUCACUUUCUGCAUUUCUUCCCCAGGAAUCUUUAUACAGGGAACAGUGCGAUGAAGGUUGUGUUUGUAUUCCUCGUUUAUUUAGGAUGUGCCUCUGCAUAUCAAGUGGAUAAUGGGGACACUUUCUACUACCGGAUGUUACACUAUAAGAAGCUGCAGCCGAUUCUAAGUCAAGGUACCUUUUCCUGGGCUAAUUGUGGGAGUGAGAAGGAACCUGCAGUCCUUAAGAGUCUUUCAAUCCAACCAGAUCCGAUCUCUAUUCCUGGGGAUCUACAGGCCAGUGCUACAGGUUUCACUGCUGUUAAUCUUACAGCACCUUUGACGGUUAACAUAACACUGGAAAAGGAAGUUGCUGGAGUUUGGGUGAAAGUUCCGUGCGUUGAUGAAAUUGGAAGUUGUGUUUAUGACGAUGUCUGCCGACUACUGGACUUAGUGAUUCCACCUGGACAAGACUGCCCAGAGCCACUAUAUACAUAUGGACUCCCAUGUCACUGUCCUUUCAAAGCGGGUGAGUACUCUCUGCCAAACACUUACUUCGACCUCCCUCCUGUCGCGCUGCCGACUUGGAUGGCCAGUGGGAAUUACAAAGCUAUGGGCAUUCUUACCAGAAACAAUCAGGAGCUGGCUUGUCUCAAGGGCACCUUCUCUCUCCAGACACAGUGAUCAAAUCAAACUAUUCACCUCCUAUUCCAGAAGUUGAACUUCUCGGAUGCAGAAUCAGAAAUUGCUUUCUAUCUCUACGCUAACAUCAAUAAUGCGUGCUCAGUAUUUUUUUCUUCUCUCUAAAAUCAACAGCUGUUUUGAAGCAGUAAACAACUUGUUUCAGUUCUACAUUGAAUCAGGAAUUGUCUCUGUUAACCUCAUAUUCUGUGGUCAUGAACUGGACCUACAAUACUUCUGCUUUUCUAAGUGUAGAUCGUGGUUACGGAUCACUCGACUAUCAGGUACAAAUGACAGUUCUGUAUUGUCACAGUGUACACUUUAUCCGAGCAAUAAACAAAAAGCUGAGGGAAACCAUUAAAAACGGGAACAAGAGUAGGUCAUUUGGCCCCGCACACCUGUUCUGCUGUUCAGUGGGAUCAUGGCUGACCAACAUUCCUCAUCCGCUUUCCUACAUUAUCCUCAUAACCCUUGAUUCCCCUCUUGAUUAAGAACCUAUCUUGUACGAUCAUACAGAUAAUGGAAGAGGACUUUUGGCCCAGCAUUCCUGUGCUGAUUUUUGAAAGAGUUUUCCAAAUACCCUAUCUUUUCCCCACAUUUCUCACCCUUAUAUAUUUAUUCAAUUCCCCUUUUACUCUGCACUUGCACAGUUUGCAGGUUAAAAAAAUCCCCUAACUCUCUUCCUGAUUAUCUAAUAUCUGCUUACCAAGUUUCCUUCCAAUGGGAAGUUUUCCUUAUCACAGGAUGGUUGCAGCACAGAAAACAGCCAUUUGGCCCAUUGCAUUCAUGCUGGCUCUCUGCAGCUCAUCUAUUGCCACUCCCCACCUUUACCUGAGGCCCUGCAUAUGUUACUCUCUAUAAUAAUUAUUUAAUUAGCAAUUGAAAGCCAUGAUUGAGCUUUCUUCCAUCACUCUCAGUCGGUGCAUUCCGGACCCUAGACAAUUGCUGCCUUGUCACAGCAUGCAGGAUAUACUUAUCAGACCAACUGCACGAUGCAGAUUUAUUUUUGGUGGAUGCUUAAAUAAUUAAACAAUGCUGAAUGUGCUGGGUUAUUCAUGUGAUUGAGGCUGACGUACACAGUUUCUCUGAUUCAUGUUAAAUGAAACACGAGCAGAAUUCUAGGAGAAUAGGGAUUCACCUUGUAAAGGGGCAUUUAUUAUCUGUGUCUGGCAGAUCUCUGUUUUGGGGGGAAAAGCAGAAAUAGUCAUUUGGCCCUUCAGUCCAACAUCCCAAACUAAACUUGUCCCUACUUCCUGCGCUUGGCCCAUAUCCCUUCAAACCUUUUUUAUUCACGUAUUGAUCUAAAUGGCUUUUAAACAUUGUAACUGUAUCCACCACUUCCUUUGGAAAUCCAUUUCACUCACAAAUUACUCUUUUUAAAAAAAAAAAAUGCCCCUCAUGUCUUUUUUAAAAUCUUUCUCCUCUCACAUUAAAAAUAUGUCCCAUAGUCUUGAAAUCCCCCACUCUAUGGAAAAGACACUUAUCAUUCACCUUAUUUAGACCCCUCAUUAUUUUAAACUCUUCUCUAAAGUCACCUCUUAACCUCCUAACCACCCACCCAAUCCAUCCUCUCCUUAUAACUCAAAUCUCCAUUUUUAGCAAUAUCCUGGUAAAUCCCUUCUGAACCUCCUCCAGCUUAAAAUAUCCUUCCUAUAACAGGGAGACCAGAACUAGAGACGGUACUCAAUUUUUAUUCCAAUCACUUGCCAUUUCAGGACAUAACAUUGGGUAUCAAAAUGCACUAUGUUGCAUUUUGUUUAUGAGGAAAUGCUAAAUAGUGUUCCUCAUUUACUUCUUGAGUGGGUGUUCAAAUCUGCAGUUGAAGCAGUGUUUUUGUUUGCAAAAUUUAAUGUCAAAUUUGUAUGAAAUUACUAAAUAAACAUGCUCUGUUUUCAAAAAAUAAAAGUCACAUCUGCG
Hemiscyllium ocellatum (epaulette shark) is the source of this 2682-nucleotide messenger RNA. Its product is annotated as ganglioside GM2 activator-like. The coding region runs from base 28 to 768 and encodes 246 amino acids. Gene Ontology annotation, molecular function: lipid carrier activity; enzyme activator activity. Gene Ontology annotation, biological process: lipid transport; ganglioside catabolic process. Gene Ontology annotation, cellular component: cytoplasmic side of plasma membrane. The transcript has 4 exons. The record is from RefSeq and is a predicted model, not a curated record. Lineage: Eukaryota; Metazoa; Chordata; Chondrichthyes; Orectolobiformes; Hemiscylliidae.